AUGUCGACUAUAACAAAUGAUAAGUUAGAAAAAAUAGCUCACGAUUGGGUGGCAAUUGACCCAAACGAAAAAACAAAAGCAGAGAUCCUACACCUUAUCAAUGACAAACAAUACGAUAAACUUCAACGCAAAUUGUACCCUCGUAUAGCAUUUGGAACUGCUGGAUUGAGGUCAUCCAUGGAGUCUGGUUUUGCUCAUAUGAAUGACGUGACUGUUUUACAAGCCUCACAAGGUCUCGUUGAAUACCUUCUGACUAAAUUUGCCAAUCCAUCAAUUGUUGUCGGGUACGAUCACAGAUUUCAUUCACAACGAUUUGCCGAAAUAUUAGCCAGUGUAGCAUUGCUCAGGGGCUUCACUGUUUAUUAUCUUGGGUCUAUAAAUAACUUUUCAUCUGAAUCUUUGAAGAGUUACAAAGGAGGCUUCCAAAAUAACGAAGGUGCCAGUAGAGAAUAUGUCCAUACACCAUUGGUUCCAUUUGCAAUUGAUCAUUUGAAAGCAUCUGGUGGUGUAAUGAUAACUGCUUCACAUAACCCAGCUAAUGAUAACGGAUAUAAAGUGUAUUAUGCCAAUGGUUGUCAAAUCAUCCCACCUCAAGAUGCCGAUAUUGCUCAGUCGAUAGAGAAAAAUUUACAUCCAUGGAGUGAUGAUGUUUGGCGUGUCAUUGAAAAUUUUGAAAAGGGGCUAAAGGCAGAUAAGUUGAAAUGUGUCAAACCUGAAAUUGUUAAGCAAUACGUUGCAGCUGUCAAGAAAAAGCUUGUCAAGGAAACUCGUCUUGAUUUUAAAUUUAUUUAUACUCCAAUGCAUGGCGUUGGGUUGGAGAUUUUUGAGCAAUGCAUUGAUUUAUUUGACACCAAGAGUUUCAUUGUUGUUGAAAAGCAAAGCAAACCUGAUCCAUCAUUUCCGACUGUGAGUUUCCCCAACCCAGAAGAAAAAGGGGCAUUAGACUUGGCUAUUGAGCAAGCACAACAGACCAAAUCCGACUUGGUCAUUGCAAGCGACCCUGAUGCUGAUCGUUUCAGUGUUGCUGUUGUUGAUAAGCAAGGCAAAUUCAAACAAUUGACUGGUAACGAAAUUGGGUUCUUGUUCGCCAUGUAUGUGAUUGAAAACAUGGACAAGGCAAAAUUGUCUAAUACUUAUCUAUUGAACUCAACAGUUUCAUCUCAAGUGUUGAAAUCGAUGGCUGAGAAAGAUGGUUUUAAUUUCAUUGAUACAUUAACUGGGUUUAAAUGGAUUGGGAACAAAGCCAUUGAUUUGGAAAACGAAGGUCACUUUGUCCCCUUUGGGUACGAAGAAGCAAUUGGAUUCAUGUUUGACUUGGUGCACGAUAAAGAUGGAAUUUCAGCAGCUGUUGUAUUCUUGCAGUUGUAUCAGCAAUGGUUCAGUAAAGGUGAUUUGGAUGUCAUAGACAAGCUAGAGCAAGGGUAUAAGAGAUAUGGAUGGUUUAAAGACUUGAAUGGGUACUAUAGAUUAGAAGAUGUUAGCCUCACCCCCAAGAUAUUUAAAGCGGUUAGAGCGUCGUAUUCGGGCCAUGAUCAACCACAACAUAUUGGUGACUUCAAAGUCACGUACUGGCGCGACUUGACUAUUGGAUUUGACUCAUCAACUCCCAACCAUGAGCCUAUUUUACCGGUUGAUCCUCAUUCUCAAAUGAUUACUGCAAUACUUGAACCAACAGAAAAGUCACAAGAUGAUAAAGAUAUAUCAGUAAGAUUCACGUGCCGUGGAUCAGGAACAGAGCCAAAGUUGAAAGUUUAUAUUGAAGGGAAAUCGAGUACCAGUGAAUCUGACGCUUUAAAGAUAGCUGACGAUUGUUGGGAAACUUUGAAAAGAGAAUGGUUCAAGCCUGAAGAAUAUGGCUUGGUGGAAGUGAAGCCAUAG
Molecule: messenger RNA, 1878 nt
Organism: Lodderomyces parapsilosis
Lineage: Eukaryota; Fungi; Ascomycota; Pichiomycetes; Serinales; Debaryomycetaceae
Product: phosphoribomutase
Exons: 1
Coding region: 1-1878 (625 amino acids)
Biological process (GO): carbohydrate metabolic process; purine ribonucleoside salvage
Molecular function (GO): phosphopentomutase activity; magnesium ion binding
Source: RefSeq, a predicted model, not a curated record